Messenger RNA from Triticum aestivum (bread wheat), 1205 nucleotides. RefSeq lists its product as uncharacterized. The transcript has 5 exons. Lineage: Eukaryota; Viridiplantae; Streptophyta; Magnoliopsida; Poales; Poaceae. The record is from RefSeq and is a predicted model, not a curated record. The coding region runs from base 116 to 925 and encodes 269 amino acids.
CCUCGUCCCUGGCGGCGGCGCACCACUCGUAUCUUCCUCUCUCCACCAAACCCUACCCACCAACGCUAGCUCCUCUCCCCCGCACCACUCCUCGCCGCCGCUACCACCACCACCUAUGGCGCCCGAGCUCACCACGGUGACCCCAUCCCUCCGCUUCUUCCUCUCAUCGGGCCAGAUCGGGCACGCGUGUCCUCAAGUGGCCAAGCGCGACCCCCGAUUCAGCCGAGGCCGCCGCCCGCGCCCGCGCGCCACCACCCGCUCCUCCUCGCCUCUAUUCCUCCGCCCGCCGACCCACCCCAUCCCUGAUACCUCACUCGGCGCCUUCCGCCGCAGGGCCGUCGCGCUCGCAACACCCUCGGCGCCGCACCUCCACCGCUACCUCCGCUGGCUCCUCGCCGACGCCCCCGCCUCGUGCACGAGCGGCCAGAGCACGCCGUCCACCCCGCGCACGCGGCGCUCGACGCGCUCGACGUCUUCGAUACAGUGCAGGACAUCAAGGACCUGGAGCACCCCUACUCGCUGGAGCAGAUACGCCCGAGGUGUCUCCUCAUCAUCUACAACAAAGGAUCCCCAUUGCCCGCCACCAGCCUGUAGCAGAGGAUCCCCACUCUGUUGGGCACAACACGAACACCCAAAACAGAUCAUCAGCAUACACAACCAGUGGAACUGCUACAAAGCACCAGAAGAAGGCGAAGCAAAGAGGGAAAGAUCACAGCAGCUCUUCUUGGUGAGGAAAUGCUCGGUCCUGCAGAACAACCGUGAAGCAGAAGUUAACUACGUGCUCGUCUGCGGGGUGCUUCUGGUGGUCUUGCUCUUCGAGCACUUCUGGAGGAUGCUCAAGUGGUUCUCCAUGGCUCACCAUGGACGUCAACAUACUCAUGCUCAUCGCAGGCUAACAUGGAAAGUGCUAUGGAACAGGAGGUAGCAGAAGGUGGAGAACCAAAGAGUGAUGUUGUUGUUGUUGCUGACCUUUUCUCACUAAAGAAUGGCCCUCCAGCAAAUUCCCCCACUGGCUGUGUUGUUUUGGUUGGUGCCAUCUUAUGUUACUGGUUACUAGUGAACAAUAUGGACAUGUGCCAUCUUAUGAACAUGGGGUAAUAAUACUAAGCUACUGGUUGUGUUAUAUUGGUCGGGCAUCUUAUGAACCUAUGGUGUAAUGAUGGGCCUAACUUACUGAAAUCCUGGAGAAUUAUAUUAUUAUUAUC